CAGUCGUUGCUUCUAUCAAGACAGUGACAUAUUUUCCUCACAAUUUACUUUGUCUCGACAUAAGGAUUGUUUUCUACCAUAGAGACAAACCGACGAGAAACUUGGUUGGUAGCAGCCUUUCCCCUAGAAUAAUGGCGCCCCCAUCGCCUCUAUCAAUUGCUACAUCGUCUGUUCAACGUUUGGUCAAGGAGGAGGCUUCUUACCACCGUGAACUGCAGCAGCAAGAACAGCGAAUCCAGCGCUUGGAGGCCGAGACCGGCCCCGAUGAAGAUGGAAACAGGCAGUAUGCACUGAAUCAAGAGCGUCGGGCAAUGGAAGAAACCAAAGCAGUACUUCCAACACUGAAACCAAAGAUUUCAGCUGCUCUCCAGAAGUUAGAGGCUCUACUGGUCGAGGAGGGACAGAAAGGCGACCAAAGCAAUGUUGAGCAGAUAAAUGCUGCCAAGGAUGCAGUAGCUCAAGCCAAGAUUGCAGUGAGAGAGGUUUCGUGAUAGAAGAAAAUUAAUUCGACGGCUGUCCUGACCGAGAAGACGGCGAGAUGUAACUCUGGUAUAAAGGCUGCAAAUCCUGAAAGUAACAAAGCA
Molecule: messenger RNA, 584 nt
Organism: Paecilomyces variotii
Lineage: Eukaryota; Fungi; Ascomycota; Eurotiomycetes; Eurotiales; Thermoascaceae
Product: tubulin binding cofactor A
Exons: 4
Coding region: 132-491 (119 amino acids)
Biological process (GO): tubulin complex assembly; post-chaperonin tubulin folding pathway
Cellular component (GO): cytosol; microtubule cytoskeleton
Molecular function (GO): beta-tubulin binding
Source: RefSeq, a predicted model, not a curated record